AUGGCCUAUUGUCUCGACGACCCACCAGAGAUUUUCAGAGGCGAACCAUUUACAGAUAGAAAGAGUAAAUUCCAAGCUUACUGCGCUGUAUGCAAUAAUGUUCAAGAUGUUUGUCUUUUCAGAGAUACUUUAUUAGAUGAACCAAAGAUUGGCGAAGCAACACAUAACAUUCUUGCAUGGAUUACACCCGAAGAUUCUGGUUACGAUGAUGACGGCGAAACACAUGCAGGAAUUCAGAUUUUACAAAUGCUUGAAACAAAUGGCGCUAAAAACGUAGCUGUCAUGGUUUCGAGAUGGUUCGGAGGUGUAUUAUUACAUGGAGAUAGAUUCAGAGAUAUUACUGGUGCCGCAAUGAAAGUUCUCAGAGAUAACAACUUAAUUCCUGAUAAAAACGCUAAAGGAUCUACAGAUGCUGCAUCAGAAGAGAAGAAUGAAGGCAAAAAAGGAAAAAGAAAGAAAUAA
Trichomonas vaginalis G3 is the source of this 462-nucleotide messenger RNA. RefSeq lists its product as uncharacterized. The record is from RefSeq and is a predicted model, not a curated record. The coding region runs from base 1 to 462 and encodes 153 amino acids. Gene Ontology annotation, cellular component: cytoplasm. Gene Ontology annotation, biological process: regulation of translational initiation. The transcript has a single exon. NCBI's taxonomy places the organism in Eukaryota, Parabasalia, Trichomonadida, Trichomonadidae.